Messenger RNA from Coprinopsis cinerea okayama7#130, 1362 nucleotides. RefSeq lists its product as hypothetical. The record is from RefSeq and is a predicted model, not a curated record. The transcript has 4 exons. Lineage: Eukaryota; Fungi; Basidiomycota; Agaricomycetes; Agaricales; Psathyrellaceae. Bases 1 to 1362 code for a protein of 453 amino acids.
AUGGCCUCCUCUCUACCUCUAGAACUCGUACUGAUCACGCACGGCCAGCUCGAAACCAUCCGCCUUCUCAACCAACUCUCUCAGCAAGACUUCGAGGCGCUCGAUGGCGUGGAAUGGGAUGGUAUAGAUGAUGAUGAGCUCGACGAAGCUCUCCUUCUUUCGGGCCUCUCCUUACACGAUCUAUUAAAGCAAUACAACACCACGUUUUUAAUUCAGAAACUCGUGUCGACUGGCCAUAAGGAGAGAGGCCCGUAUAACAUAGAUUUUCCGAAAAGCUUUGCCUAUUUUGAAGCAGCGCUGGGAUGGCCUCCAGAUCUUUUCCGACAUGAGAUAAGCAGGACGACCUUUGACAAGCUUGUAGAGGUUCUCGAGCGCAAUCCCAUAUUCCAAAGCCGAGGAAGAAAGCCUCAACGAGCCGUCCGCUACCAGCUUGCGACAUUUUUAUUGCGUUACGCUUCUCGAGGAUCCGACACGCUUUCGGUGGCCAAAAGGAUGGGGAUUGGUGUUGGCACCGUCUGGCUGUACUGUCGACGAGUAACACGUGCCCUCCGAGAGCUGGGGCUUGAGGUGAUAACCUGGGGAGAUGAGGACAGGCACCGCGAGACGGCAGAUCAUGUUUGCGAGCGUACAGGCUUUCCAGAUUGCAUUGGGAUGAUUGACUGCACAUUGAUACGCCUGACUGACGUCCCAUCGAUGUGGGGAGAGGUUUACUAUUGUCGCAAGAAGUAUCCAGCGGUUAAUGUCCAGGGCGUCUGCGACCACAAGCUUCGUUUCAUAUCAUUUGAAAUGGGGUGGCCGGGGUCAACGCCAGACGUUACGGUCCUUAAAAACUCGGACCUGUGGCGAAAUCGCACCAAGUACUUCACUGGUGAUCAAUAUCUUUUCGCCGAUCGUGGUUACCAGUCAUCGCCUUACCUCCUCAGACCGUUUACUGAGCCAGAGGUUGACGCAUUUGCAGGUCCAGAGCGCCGUCGUCGACUGGACUUCAACCGAACGUUAUCGGGCACACGAAUUUACAUUGAACACGCCUUUGGCUUACUCAAAGGCCGGUUUCACUCUCUAAAAGACCUUGGUCGACACCGUAAUGUCAACGAGAUAUACCAGGUCAUUCACGCACUCAUGGUAUUACACAACCUAUGCAUUGACUGGGAAGACUCACCUCACGAUUUUAUCGAUCCGGACGUCCUCGAAGAGAUGACGGAAGACGAAGGAGAACCAGUUGAAGUUAUUACAUUCGGGGAAGUACACUACGGAGAUGGGCAUAUUGCACCUUACGAGACAGAUGAGUGGCAUAAGGAGGAGGGAAGAAUGAAGAGGGACGAGAUGUUGAAUCGUCGGUUCCCUCUGAGUGCAUAUGUAUAG